Messenger RNA from Lathyrus sativus (Indian pea), 486 nucleotides. Lineage: Eukaryota; Viridiplantae; Streptophyta; Magnoliopsida; Fabales; Fabaceae. The record is from the annotation of a GenBank genome assembly.
AUGCAGUUGGUUGAUCUUCCUUGUGUUGGAGGUAGAUUCGUAUGGUUCAAUGGUAGUGGUAAUGCAAUGAGUCAUAUUGACAGGUUCCUUUUAUCUGAUCUUUUGAUUUCAUUGUGGAACAUUUCUGUGCAGUGGAUAAGACAAUGUGAUAUGUGGGUGAAGAUGGACCUGAAAGAAGAUUUGUUAAGGAAUAAGUUGAGACAAUUGUGGCUGAAAGAGGGGGAUAGUAACUCUCAUUUCUUUCAUAAUUCCAUAAAGGAGCGUCAACGGAGAAAUUUCAUCAUGGUGAAGAAUGUUGAAGACCAAGUUGAGGAGGAUGUUAAAAGGGUCAAAAUUGAGAUUAAGAGUUAUUUUGAGAAUUUCUUUUAUGAUAGUAAUGUAGAAAGACCGGUUCCAUGUGGAGUGCGUUUCAAUAGUCUGAACGUUGUGGAUAGAAGGUUCUUGGAGAGUGAGUUUACGGAAGAAGAGAUCAAGGCUGCUGUUUAG